Molecule: messenger RNA, 1035 nt
Organism: Dermacentor albipictus
Lineage: Eukaryota; Metazoa; Arthropoda; Arachnida; Ixodida; Ixodidae
Product: ubiquitin-conjugating enzyme E2 Z-like
Source: RefSeq, a predicted model, not a curated record
AGAAAGCAUCAUUAUCAUUCACCAGUCCCGUUGAGGACCUUCGGGUCAUCGACAUCUGCUCACGGGUCCUCGUCAUCACGAAAUCUUGACAAAAAUGGCCCGACCAAUGCAAAUUUACUGGGACACCGUUAAGAACGAGCAGCCGACGCUGCAGUGCCUGCAGAGGGUGCAGCGGGACCUGGUGGAGUUCCACGCCGACCCCCCGCCGGGAGUUUUCAUCGUCCCGGAAGAGAGCGACAUGAGCUUGCUGCACGCCAUCGUCGUGGGCCCCUGGGGCACGCCCCUCGAAGGUGGCCUCUUCCGCUUGCAGUUGAAGUGCCGGCCCGAUUACCCGAUGCGGCCGCCUCGUGUGCGUUUCCUGACGGGCGCUGGGAAAGUAUCCUUCAACUCGCACAUCUACGGUGAGCACAUCUGCCUCAGCCUACUAGGCACGGCUCCUAAUGGACCGAGUUGGAGUUCCGCCCUGAGCAUCGGCAGCCUGCUCGUCUCCAUACAGUCCUUCCUGGCAGACGGCGCUAUGGAGUUCAUGCGCCACAACGCGAUUAGGGUAGCCGUAUGCGACACGCUCGAACUCUGUCUACAAGAAACAUCCGAGCCUCCCAUGCCCCCAGCUCUCACGCAGAAGGUCCUCAAGUACUUCUCCGACAACUACGCAAAGUACGAGGACGCGGUCCAGGCGCAAAUUAAUUCCUGGGGGGUGCUCUCGUGGAUUUUUGGUGUCGUGUACGGCAGUUACGAACCACUGCUAAAGCGACUUCGCGACAUCAAGAAGAGGAUCGACGAAAAGAACGUGACGGCCAACGGGCAACAAAACAAGGAAUGAGACAAUGGUACUUCAUUACUCGAGUGCACGAACACAGCGUCGGCUCUGCACCUGCCCACGCGCCGUCUAAACUCAAGAUGAAGGGCUCUUGAACUGUUGCGGACAUUACCUAGAUAAAAAACAUAAAUUGGGCCGCUGCCGUUACAUAGGAAAGCGGUUUUUCCCGUAAUUGGAAUAAAGAAGACUUUGUAAAGCAACGAUAAAGCUUAGAA